This is a messenger RNA of Rhodotorula graminis WP1, 1052 nucleotides long. RefSeq lists its product as uncharacterized. Gene Ontology annotation, biological process: protein ubiquitination. The annotation marks the transcript as partial. The record is from RefSeq and is a predicted model, not a curated record. Lineage: Eukaryota; Fungi; Basidiomycota; Microbotryomycetes; Sporidiobolales; Sporidiobolaceae. Gene Ontology annotation, molecular function: nucleic acid binding; ubiquitin-protein transferase activity; metal ion binding. The transcript is spliced from 5 exons. Gene Ontology annotation, cellular component: CCR4-NOT complex.
AUGCGACACGGCGCCUACUCGCAAGCGGCGUCGCGUCCCGGAGGAGCGUGGGCCGCCCACCCGACGACGACGGCCCCAGGCGCAGCAGCGACGCCGACGGGCAGCUCGGCGUACCCGCCCUUGGGCGCACAGCCCUCGCACCAGGUCCCGCCCCACAUCCACAGCAGCCACCACGCCCACCACGGUGACCCGGCCGGCGUGUCGAGCGUGAGCACCUUGCUCGACCGCGUCCUCGCCAUGCUCGACGGCUUCGAGGACGACAUGGACUGCCCGCUCUGCCUCGAGGAGAUGGACCUGUCCGACCUCAACUUCCGGCCGUGUCCAUGCGGGUACCAGAUCUGCAGGUUCUGCUACCACCACAUCAAGGAGAACCUGAACAACAAGUGCCCGGCGUGUCGCACGCCCUAUGACGACGCGACGGUCGAGUUCAAGGCGAUCAAGCCCGACGAGAUGAAGCGCCUGCAAGCGGCCAAGAAGCUGCGCGACAAGCGCCGCAAGGACUCGGAGCUCGCCAUGCAGAACAAGGCCAACGUUCGCGUCCGCCAACGCACGCAGGUCCAGAUCACGGGCAUGACGACGCGGCAGGCCAACGAGGAUACGCUCGCCCAGCUCAAGGACAACGAGCACUUUGGCAAGUACGGCAAGAUCAGCCGCCUCUUCAUGUCGAAGCGCUCGCCGACGUCGGGCAGCGCACCCGGCCUGUCGCACCCGGUGUACCAGCCCGUGAGCGUCUACGUGUGCUACCGCACGCCGACCGAGGCGUCGCACUGCAUCGCCGCGACCGACGGGACCCUGUCGCUCGAGGGCAACAAGCUGCGCGCCAUGUGGGGCACGACGCGCUACUGCCCCAACUACCUCAAGGGCAUCCGGUGCCCCGAUUACAACUGCACGUUUGCCCACGAGCCGGGCGAGGAGAUCGAGGGCCCGCUCCCGUCGACCAAGGACGAGAUCUUUACGUACGACUCGGAGACCGUGUCCAAGCCCAAGGCGGCCGCCCCUUCGUCGACCGCCGUCAAAAAGGCGCCCGAGGUGUCGCUCCCGGCGUCGGCGUC